Messenger RNA from Penicillium oxalicum, 1038 nucleotides. RefSeq names its product IPI1/TEX10 family protein. The record is from RefSeq and is a predicted model, not a curated record. Gene Ontology annotation, biological process: rRNA processing. Lineage: Eukaryota; Fungi; Ascomycota; Eurotiomycetes; Eurotiales; Aspergillaceae. Gene Ontology annotation, cellular component: nucleus. The transcript has 3 exons. Bases 1 to 1038 code for a protein of 345 amino acids.
AUGGGUUCCAGCGCAAAGCGAAAGAAGGAGAAGCAAAAGGACUUCCAGAAACCCAAACUCAAGGUCGGCAAGGCCAAGGCGAAGCCGGAGAACUUUACAGAUACUAGUUUCCGAUCAAAAGCCAUUGUUCUGAAUCAACAAUCUCUCCAUGUCUCCGCUCCCAAUGCCGACAGCCAAUUCACUCACCACCUUUCCCUUCUCUCGUCCAAAUCGGAUAGCCAACGGCGCGAUUCGCUUGCCCACUUGACCACUACAAUCGCAUCGCGACCGGUCAAUUCACCAUUACCUCAACCUGUUAGCGUCAUGCUCCCAUCUCUGCUCCCUCUGAUUCUUGACGCAAACAACAAUGUGCGCACGGCACUUCUCAAGCUCCUGCGGACGCUUCCCAACAACGAUGUGCAAGAUCAUGUGGCGCAAUUGCUCCCUUAUGUUCGUGCCGGUAUGACCCAUCUAGCAGCCGACAUCCGUGUCUCUGCAGUCGAGAUACUUUCUUGGAUGGUUGAGGCGGCUGGAGAGGCAGUCGUUUCUUGUGCAGGCGGAUGGAUCAAGACCUUCAACUGUUUCUUAUCAGUCCUGGGCUGGCACACUGAGGAGUCGGCGCGCUGGUCGUCCAAUCGGGCCUCGUUUGGAAAGUCUGGCAGUCAGGGUCGACCGAUGGUGAAGGUUCUUGGUGCAUUGGCGGGAUUCUUAGAUGCUGGUAUUGGGGCUCCAGGAGGGGCUGGUGCCGGAGAUGAUGACCUGGCAGAUGACCUGUCUUCUUCCCCAUGGCCAUUCCCCUUGUGUCAAACGAGCCAGCACAUGAUCUCCGACUCGGCUACACCUUAUGCCUACUUGAACUUGUUUGGCCAGCCGCGAGACGAGGAGGGCGAAAUGUACGAGACUCGCGAGGACCGAUACCGGGUGUUCUCCACCCGGUUCUUGCCAGCCGUUGAGCGUGGACUCAAAAGCGCCAGAGAGGAGGGCGGCGAGUUGGGUCGUGCCUCGUCCGGGGUCACGAAAGUGUUGAAAGAGGCACUUUCCUAUGGAUCUGGACCUUGA